Molecule: messenger RNA, 702 nt
Organism: Cajanus cajan (pigeon pea)
Lineage: Eukaryota; Viridiplantae; Streptophyta; Magnoliopsida; Fabales; Fabaceae
Biological process (GO): DNA integration
Molecular function (GO): RNA-DNA hybrid ribonuclease activity; nucleic acid binding
Source: RefSeq, a predicted model, not a curated record
AUGGAUUGUUGGGGCGACUACCCUCUUCUCGGUUUUCUUCCUCGGGCUUCAGAGUUCGGAGAUUAUAAGAAAGAAGGAAACCACCUCGGAGUCAAUCAUCCGUCUUUCUUUGUUCAACAAGUCGUGGAGCACCCUCAGUCAAACGGCCAAGCCGAAGCAGCCAACAAGGUUAUCCUGACCGAAUUAAAAAGAAGACUCGGCUCGGCAAAAGGAGUGUGGGCCGAUGAAUUGCCAGAGGUUCUCUGGGCGUACCGGUGUACACCACAAUCCACUAAUAGAGAAACACCCUUCCGCCUCACAUACGGCACUGAUGCGAUGAUCCCGGUUGAGGUUGGAGAACCAUCUUUCCGGCGACAAAGCUUUCAGGAGGAAUCUAACGACGACGCACUCCGAGCCGAACUCGAUGUCCUCGAGGAAGUGCGGGACAAGGCACAGGUGGUGGCCGAGGCAUGCAAACAGCGAAUGACUCGGCGCUUUAAUUCCAAUCUAAAGCCGAGAACUUUUCACGAGGGCGACCUUGUGUGGCGUGCAACGGGGGCAGCCAGGUGUAAUUCUUCUGAAGGAAAGCUCUCUGCCAAUUGGGAUGGACCAUUCCGGAUACGACAUGCACUCCACAAUGGGGCAUACAAGCUAGAAGAGCUGUCCGGCAAGGUUAUUCCAAGAACUUGGAAUUCUACCCACCUAAAGACAUACUACAGUUAA